Nomascus leucogenys (northern white-cheeked gibbon) is the source of this 1886-nucleotide messenger RNA. It is a transcript of the gene ARL14EP, whose product is annotated as ARF like GTPase 14 effector protein. The record is from RefSeq and is a predicted model, not a curated record. Lineage: Eukaryota; Metazoa; Chordata; Mammalia; Primates; Hylobatidae. Gene Ontology annotation, cellular component: intracellular membrane-bounded organelle.
ACGUCUCUUUGUGGUGGCGUUGGGCUCCUCUAGCCCGCGCUUGCCGUCCUCUCACUGGUAGCGCGGGGACUGGCUGGGAAGCGGUCGGUCGAGUGUGGCCUGUGUGGACGCGCAUCUUGCCCGAAGCCAGGCGGAGGAGAGCUCAAGCUAAGGGUGAUCAGCCCAUGACCUAAACCUCCAGACAAAAUAAAACAGGGAAAAUUUGCUAGAAUCAAGAAUGAUGGAUCCAUGUUCAGUUGGAGUCCAGCUUCGUACUACAAAUGAGUGCCAUAAAACCUACUAUACUCGUCACACAGGUUUUAAGACUUUGCAAGAAUUGUCAUCAAAUGAUAUGCUUUUACUUCAACUUAGAACUGGAAUGACACUUUCUGGGAACAAUACAAUUUGCUUUCAUCAUGUAAAAAUUUACAUUGACAGAUUUGAGGAUUUACAGAAGUCAUGUUGUGACCCAUUUAACAUACAUAAAAAAUUAGCCAAAAAAAAUUUGCAUGUAAUUGACUUAGACGAUGCCACUUUUCUGAGUGCUAAAUUUGGAAGACAGCUUGUACCUGGUUGGAAGCUUUGUCCAAAAUGCACACAGAUAAUCAAUGGAAGUGUGGAUGUUGAUACUGAAGACCGCCAGAAAAGGAAACCUGAGUCAGAUGGAAGAACUGCUAAAGCUUUGAGGUCAUUACAAUUUACAAAUCCAGGAAGGCAAACUGAAUUUGCUCCGGAAACUGGUAAAAGAGAAAAAAGAAGGCUUACAAAAAAUGCAACCGCUGGUUCAGACAGACAAGUGAUACCAGCAAAGAGUAAGGUCUAUGAUAGCCAGGGUCUCCUGAUUUUUAGUGGGAUGGACCUCUGUGACUGCCUCGAUGAAGAUUGCUUAGGAUGUUUCUAUGCUUGUCCUGCCUGUGGUUCUACCAAGUGUGGAGCUGAAUGCCGCUGUGACCGCAAGUGGCUGUAUGAGCAAAUUGAAAUUGAAGGAGGAGAAAUAAUUCAUAAUAAACAUGCUGGAUAAUCUGUGGUACCAAACUAUGGAGCCUUUAAAGGUCUUUAUUUCUAAAACUCUGUUACUCUAAGAUACAUUUUAAGCUUGAUUAUCAUAUGACAAAGAUUUUAAAACCAUCUCAGUGUGCCCUAAUUUUUCAUCUUAGGUGCUUUAAGAUUCACUAUUUGAUAUAAAUUCAGUUAGGCUAUUUUUCAGUAGUCAGCGUUAAGCCUGUCUGGAUCAAUAUAAACAAGUAGGGUGUAGGCAGUCCUCUAUUUGCAUGUUUCCCAUGGGCACAAAUUUCAGUGACCUAGAUUUAGUUUAAAUACCAGUUUCCUUACUAGGAAGGAAGGAAAACUGGUAAGGAAACUGUUGUUAAAAUCUAGGUUAAAAUUUUAGUUAGCACAGUGUAACUCUGAGUAAUUACAUGAAGUACAAACCUCUCUGCUAGCUCUUCAGUCUACAGAUCACUAUGUAAAUAACAGAUAUGCUUCAUGAUUAGUGACCAGUUAUGUUACUUCUUUCAAAUUCUUCCAGUGGUUUGUCCCUGUGCAUCUGUUAUUCAGUUCACUUACAGCAGAGCAUGUAGUUAUGCUGUCCCUUUGUCAUCUACUUGACAUUUUAUAGAAGUGAACACUUGAAAGAACUGGUCAGCAAAGAUGAAAGUGCAACAAAGCAAUGAAAAAUGAUAACACUGGAAGUGAAAUUUUAAUCAAACGUAAAUGAAUUUUUAGAAGAAGUCACUGACCAUGGGAAUGUUGUUCUUGCUGCUGUGUAUUCAUAGGAGCUUAGUGAAGGCAAACAUCAACACAAAUAAGAAAAGUGGUUGCAAUAAAGACAAAUACGUCCCAGAGGAAGUGAUGGUUAAAAAAAAAAAAAACUUUAAAGGAUAUUUAAUGUGAAUAUAGAAAUAUUU